GAAGUUGAUCAGUCUGCUCAGAAAACUUCUUCAGAGGGGAAAGUGUGAUUUGGAAUCGGAAAGUCCAGAAUUUCAGAUCAACAGAAUUGCGCACAGACUGGACACUUGGAGACAUUUGGAGAACGGACUAAUCUGAGACAUUAGCUACCCCUAAAAUUCAGCGGAUUUUUGAAUCUACUUUUUUAAAAAGAAUAUUUGUAUUUAUUAUAUUUAUCAAAGACCCAGACCUGUGCUUAUUUUUGCAUGCGGACUUUUCAAAGUGCCCAUCAUUUGCAUUAAACCCGAUGACCUGAGACUGUUUUUACUUGCUGUUUUUCAUCAGAGCUCACUAGUUUGAACAAAAUAGAAAGAGAAAUAUGCUGCUUUUUAUGCUUGCCACAUUUUUCGGGGCUCUGACCCAGAGCUUUGGCUCUUAUGUGCCGUGCGAGCCGUGCGAUCAGAAGGCGCUGUCCAUGUGUCCCCCGGUCCCGAUGGGCUGUCAGCUGGUGAAGGAGCCCGGCUGCGGCUGCUGCUUGACUUGCGCUCUGGCUGAGGGUCAGGCGUGCGGUGUCUACACCGGUACAUGCACGCAUGGGCUACGCUGCCUGCCGCGGAACGGCGAAGAGAAGCCGCUGCACGCCCUGCUGCACGGCAGGGGAGUGUGUACGAACGAGAAAGGAUACAAACCACCGCAUCCUUCCAUUGAUCGUGAGUCUAUAGAGCAUGAUGAUACAGUGAAAGCAGACACGUCCGAAGACCAGCUUCCUAAAAUUCCCCUUUACCCCAAACCAGAUGUGAUCAACAGCCGGAAGCAUGCUGCCGUUCGCAAAGACAAGAAGAAACAGCAGGAGAAGCUGCGGUCACUGGGGCCGAUGGACUACUCCCCUGUUCCCAUCGACAAGCAUGAGCCAGAAUUUGGUCCUUGCAGAAGGAGGCUGGAUGGAAUCAUUCAAAAUAUGAAAGACACCUCUCGCGUCAUGGCGCUGUCCCUGCACCUUCCUAACUGCGACAGGAAGGGCUUCUAUAAGCGCAAACAGUGCAAGCCCUCCCUUGGCCGGAAACGAGGCAUCUGCUGGUGCGUCGACAAAUAUGGCGUGCAGCUGCCCGGCACCGACUACAGCGGCGGGAACAUCCAGUGCAAGGAUUUGGAAAACAGCAACAACAACGAGUGAGAAUCGACCCACCUUGAUCAUCAGACCUAGGGCCCACCUCCUUUUCCUGUCCCACCAGUCCACCUGCCAGUCACUUUGAGAUUUUGUUGCGAAGCGAAAAAAGAAACAACAACUAUUAAAUAUACAAAUAAUCAAAAAAGAAAAAUCGUCCAGGAAUCGUUUCGACUGAGCGCUCAUCUCUAACUCAGUGGACUAAGCCAAUGAGAGGAGCCCCCUUCUAGCGCUGAGUCCCAGCAAAAAAUAAAAAAACAAAUAAAAAAUGGUUAAAAAUAUAUACAUGCAAUUAUAUAUUUUUAUAGAAGCUGAGGUAUGAGCACCAUAAUGUUUUGUUUAAUGUAAACAUAAAGCUAAAAACUAAAACAAAAAAAAGAAUAUAUGGCAUGUUUAAUAUUAACAGGGCUAUUUUGGUCUCUUACAACUUUUGCUGUCAAGGUAUCAAAGGAGAUAGCAAGAAAUUCUACUAUUGAAAAAAAAAACAUUCUUUUUUUCCAAAAGAAAAAAAUUAAAACCCACAUGGUAGAGAUCUGCUGAUACAGUCAUCUCUAUCUGGCUAUCUUUUGGUCCCAUCAAAGCACUUAUUCAUUAAGAAACCUGCUUGGAAAUGUGUAACUUCACCAAGUUCAGUGUAUACGUGUGUGAGCAUGUGCGUAUGAGUGUGUGUUUGAGCGUGAACGUGUGAAAUACAGCGAUAGCUUCCAAAAAAAGAAGGUUUUUCGUGGCAUAUCCCUCCCAGAACGUAGUAAAAACCACAAUCCCAUUAGACAAAUCUGUUUCAGUGGCUUCAUGACUGUGUAGCUUACCUAACAUGCCGACCGUGCCUAUGUAAACAGACGCUGCCACGCAGAGUUACACGGGUGAGCCGACCGGUCCAAUCCGAGGUCCCGUCACAAGUUCCUCUUGAUUUAGGAGAAGGGUGGAAAUCUCCUCACACAGAAUCAACUGGUGCCCACAUCUAGCUAGAAGAAAAGGCCACUAUGGCAUUUUCAGGAUCAGAUAUUGUGGCAUCUGGUGCAUGUUAAAAUAGAGACAGAUGCUAAAACCCUUAAACGCUCCCAGUAUUUGCAUUUGAACUUUGUCGAAAGUUCAUCUUGCAGAGUGGUAGGUUUUCUUUUUUUUUGUAUGUGAUUUUACUUUUAUGUUUGCUGUUUCCUUGACUUCAUUGAGAUAAUGACAGUCCAUUCAUGAGCCAUGUUCCUUGACCAUGUGGUUUCACUGAAAUAGGUGUAACCUUGGUAUGUUACCUUUAAAUAACUCUAGAUUAUUGAAUGUGUUUUUAUUUUCUCAUAUUUUAUGCUUCUUGCCAUCUUUAACAAACAACCACAAAGAUCUGGUGCUUAGGAGAGGACUUGUGUAUUUAAGCAUAAUAUCAAUUUGCAUUGUUCCAAAACUUACACAUUUGAAUGCAGGUCUGACCACUUUCAAAGCUCCGCCCUCUCUGACUGUUCACCAAUCAGAGAUCAUUCUUCUGGUUAUUCAGUCCAACACAAUGACUGGAAGUUUCAUUUGUUCUGUUUUGUGUAUUUCUGUACUUCAUCAAUGUUGUGAGGCGUGGUGGAAACAGGCUACAUUUACUAUAGUGUCGAUUAGUGCGAGUUUCUGUGUGCGAGUCUCAGUGCCUUUCUACAUGCAAAUACAUUUGAAUAAUGACGUGAACGUUACACAAUAGCCAAGGGGACUAAAACAGACUAACCAUUUUAUAAUGACGAAGGACCUCAAUUGUUCAUAUAGUCAUCAGAUAUAGAAAUCCAUUACACCAGAUAUGGAAAUCUAUUACACCACUUUGUAUGUCAUGCAGCUAUCAUAAAGCACUCCCUAAGAUAGGAGAGGACUUUAGUCGCGAACAGCUCCAGCUAGUGCUAGCUCAUUUACUGUUAUUACUUUUUACGAAUAAGCUGACGAUUGAUUUGACAGUGACUGCAAAUGUGUGUAAUUGCUGAUGAGAAUAUUUUCAAUCACUUUUUUGCAAUCAAGCUAUAGAUCCAACAGGGAUACUUAAAGAGGACUCACUGGUCAGCCCUCGGGUCACAAUAGGUCCAUUCGGAUCUUAUUUCAGGGCCCGAAUGAUCAUAGCAGGGAGGGGGCCAUAGUAUAGUCGAUUAUUAGAAGAUUGACAGCCGUAGUCCCACAAAACAGAUCUCUAUCUUGAAAAUACCCACAACCAGGCCCAGACAGAAUUGGUGAACUGCUCCCUUAUGGUCACAGAAUGCACAAACAAAGUAGCUAGCGAGGGUUGCAUAAAACUUUGUGAAUGUCGGGCGUGCCAAUUCUGCCGAAAUCUGCAAUAUGCGACAUGUUAAAUGGAGCUGAGAGUACUUCACUCUUAUUGGUCACUUGAAAGCUAAAUCAAAUUAGCCAGUGAGGACUGCGCAAAAUUGUAUUAAUAUGGGGCCUUCCAAUUUGGCGGAAAUAUGCGUACCGCAAAUUCCAUCUGGUUCUGUCUGUAAUGGUUUUCUUGCAGCGGAGACAAAGAACCACGGUUCCGCAGAAUGUAAACAUAGCAUGUCAAAAAAGAAUUGUGAAUAACGAUUGGCUCUCAGAUGGAAGGUGGCAAGAGAAAGAUGUUAAGGGAGUGCGGGUUAACCAGACUUUUGCAGAUGGAGUACGUCGAGGAGGCGUAGUUGCCUCUGUUAUUGCACAAUUAGCCUUGUAGGUGUCGCUCGCCACUGGGCAAAAUCACUACAUUGCAAAAAUGAUUUUCUUAAUCAGCAUUUUUGUCUGGUUUCCCUGUAAAAUAAAUCUAUAAAUCUAUAAAACAAGAUACAGUUACUUGAGUAAAUUAAAGUAAAUGUCUUUUGUUUUAAGGGAUAUUUAGAUACAUUUACUGUGAGACAAGACAAAUGUACUAAGGAAAUUAUUUUUUUUUGCAGUGUCAUGAGCAUUAUCCAGGUCCUGAUCCAUGCUGAAUGCCCCCUCCCCCCAAAAAAGCAGCUUGCACUUAAUUAUUUACCUUGCCACGCAUUUAGUGCCGUCUUCGAACAAAAAAAAAAAACAAGUGAAUCUCAGUUCAGGUAUAGAAGGAGGAGCAGGUCUCAGACAGAAACCCUGCUUGAGUACCUUUGACAAGGGCUUUGCGUCCCAAGCCCACAUCAUCAUUCAGUGGGUAAACCAGUAAUACAACCCAACCAAUCACAGUCUAGUCUCCAUCUACACUCAAUAGACUUUGCGUCUCAGUGAUAUCCGGGAGGAGGGAGAGAGGGUGAGGGCCUAAGAGGAUGAUCUUGUGCUGGGCCUCACUUCCCCAACAGGGGAUACAAUACAACACAUUACACAUCACAGUAGAACGUUUAGAUGGACAAAGGGGGUUUUCGGAAUCUGCUAAGCAGGCAUAAUACAGCGAGCAUCAGACUGACAGCUUUUCUUCUGGACUCAAAAUAUGUAACAGCUGAAUCUGAUUCAGCAGACUCUUUCCUAAGCUCCGCCCCACUUUGGUUAAUGCUGUUCGCUUAGACAAGCUUUGCAAACAUCCCAUAGGAAGAAAUGGGAGAUUGCUGAAAAUGUGUGAUGGUAUUCUUAUGUGGGCUGGAAUGAAGUGUGACAUUGCAUGGCAUUUCUAUCUGCCUGAAUCAUUAUGUAAAUGAAUGUAACAUUGUUAUUAACACCUAUAUACCUUGAGACAAAUGUAGUUGUCCUUACUGAUUUUACACAUGAUAAUUUGGAAAUGAGGGCUGAGACAGUUUAAUCCAGAGCAUCCACAUCUCAAUAUUUAUUUAAAGAAUUGGCAAAAGAAAAAUAUUGCACACAUUUUCUCUGAUUACCUUGUGAAACUGGCACUAGAUGUGCCCUGGAAACAACAUUUUAUCGUAUUAUUGGAUAAUUUCCAUUUAAAACUAUAAAAAUAUACAGGACUUCCAUAGACAAACAUUCAAAUAGAGCAAAAGCUUGUAAGAUGGACAGCAACAGUUGCUUCAAAAUGUUUUUUGAAGGCGGGGCUUAACAAAGAGUUAGUUUUGUGCAUGCAUUAUGGAAGAAAAACAUUUUUGCAUUGUAUUCUUAUGUCGUAGAAUCCAUCUGGGUAUCGAUGUGAGAAUGUGGGGGAAAAAUUAUCCUUUCUGAUUUGCAAUUAGACUAUUGUAAAAUUAUUUUGAUGUCGCUUUUUUGCUGCUUUUAUCAGAUUCCGAAUCUCCUACUUGGGUAGACAGUGUUCAUAACUCUUCAGUAUGGUGCAGUAGUAAUGACAGGUUUUCUUGUUUCUCUGAAUGCAUAACAGUUUUUUUUCUUUAUUUCUUUUUCUUUUUUUUAUGUGGAUGAGAAAAGACUUGAUGAUUGACCACCUAAAUGUGGCUUAAAACCGGCAUGUGAAAAAGACCCAUUUGUGGCUGGAGGACUCUAAAAAUGUUCAGCAUUUGGAACUCUUCUUAAAAACAAUAAAAUAGAAAAAAAAUAUCUCAAAUUAUUAAGAAAGUGAAUAUCACUGUGUAAUAUUUAUUCAACUUGUAAUUUAUGUACUCUUUUAACCAUUGUCUUUUUUGUUAUGACAAAGCAUUUAUUUAAAUAAAGUUAUGUAUUCAUUUAAGCUUGUGCAAUACAUUUAUUUGUACAUGACAGGAAUUUGUUCUUGUUAAAUAAAUUGUUAUCAAUAGCCACAGCAAUAUCCACAUUAUGAUUUUCAUACUAUAUCACAUUAUCACAUUCUGCAUGCAAAUACUAAGAGAGUAGACACUGAUAUUUAAAAAUCCCAGUAUGUUAUAUGGCCAACCAAAUAUAGAUAUGGCAGUAAUAACACUUACAGUUUAAGGAAUAGUUCACCCAAAAAGGAUAAUCCUCUCAUCAAUUACUUACCCUUGCCAUCUCUAAAUCGUAUAACUUUCUUUUAUUCUGCGGAACGCUAACAAAUAUAUUUUAAAUAAUAUUUGAUGUGUCUAUAUCUGUACAAUGCAAGUCAUUGGGGUCCUCUUGCAAGCUCCAAAAAGGAUAUAAAGGCAGCAUAAAGGUAAUCCAUAUGACCCGAAUGGUUAAUCAAUGUCUUUUGAAGCGCUCUUUGCAUGAAUCAGGUGCUAGGAUUUAUAAUCGAGUCUGUUUCUCACUCAAAAUCAAAUGUAUCACUUGACGGCAUGAGGGUGAGAUAACGAUGAGAGAAUUAUAAUUUUUGAGUGAACUAUUUCUUUAAGAA
This is a messenger RNA of Xyrauchen texanus (razorback sucker), 6261 nucleotides long. It is a transcript of the gene igfbp5b, whose product is annotated as insulin-like growth factor binding protein 5b. The coding region runs from base 357 to 1151 and encodes 264 amino acids. Lineage: Eukaryota; Metazoa; Chordata; Actinopteri; Cypriniformes; Catostomidae. Gene Ontology annotation, molecular function: insulin-like growth factor I binding; fibronectin binding; insulin-like growth factor II binding. The transcript has 4 exons. Gene Ontology annotation, biological process: regulation of insulin-like growth factor receptor signaling pathway. The record is from RefSeq and is a predicted model, not a curated record. Gene Ontology annotation, cellular component: extracellular region.